UGAUUGCAUAUAGCUUAACUUUGAAUCAACUUGUCAAUAGAGCUGUAUUGUUCAUAUUUCACAUUAGUCAAUUGAGUUGAACCUAGCUGCAAUUUUCAAAGGUUUUGAGCAAGAACCGAAAUUUGUUUUUAAAGUCCAAUUCACCCCCCUCUUGGACAUAUUUUGGGACAUCAGGCCUCACUCUCCCAAAUCUUCAAGAAUUUGGCAUUUCUGAAAACUAUUUCUCUGGCCCAAUCCCAAAUUCAUUGUGCAAUGCAUCCCAGUUGCAAAUUUUUUAUAUCUCUAGAAAUAAUUUUGUGGGAAAAGUUCCAACUGAUCUAGGAAAUUUAAAGAGCCUUUGGCUUCUAAACAUUGAGUCCAAUCUUCUAGCAAGUAAUUCACGACUUGGUUUUCUUGACAUCUUUGACAAACUGCAGUAAUCUACAAGUGUUUUCUUUUUCCGGAAAUCAUUUUGGAGGUGUCUUACCAAACUCUGUAGCCAAUUUGUCAACUCAACUCAGGCUAUUAUAUAUGGGAGAAAAUGAGAUCACUGGAAUUAUUCCUGCAGCACUGGAGAAUCUAAUAAACUUAAUUGGGUUUGAUAUGAGUGAAAACUCUUUCACAGGAGUCUUCCCCUAUCAAUUUGGAAAGCUUCAAAAGUUACAAUUAUUAGAUUUAGGUGGAAAUAGAUUGUCAGGUCAAAUUCCAUCCUCUAUAGGUAACCUUACUCAGUUGUCAAUUCUCAACCUGUCAAAUAACAAAUUGGAAAGCAUUCCGUCAAGUAUUCAAAAUUGCCAAGCAUUAUAUACUUUAGACAUUUCAACAAAUAGUUUCAGUGGAGAGGUACCACAGGAAGUCCUAGGCCUUGCUUCCCUUUCAAAGUUACUAAAUUUAUCUCAAAGCUCUUUUACGGGGAAUUUACCUACACAAGUGGGGAUGCUAAAAAGUGUAAAUAUACUAGAUGUCUCGAAAAACAAUCUUUCAGGUGAAAUUCCUACAACCAUAGGAGAUUGCUCGAGUCUAGAACAUCUUCAUAUGCAAGGAAAUUCUUUCCAAGGAACCAUUCCUUCAACUUUACCUUCCAUUAAAAAUCUUCGAUAUUUAGACCUUUCACGAAACAACUUGUCAGGACCGAUUCCAAAAGAUCUUCAAGAAAUCCCUUCUCUCCAAUACUUGAAUCUUUCUUUCAAUGAUGUUGAAGGUGAGGUACCGAUGAAAGGAGUAUUUAGCAAUGUUAGUGCAUUGUCACUGAUCGGUAAUAACAAGCUUUGUGGUGGUGUCACAGAUCUUGGUUUGCCAAAAUGCCCUACCAAAAACAUGAAGAAAGGGAAGUCCCAUACUAUAGUAGUCAUAAUUGCAUGUGUGGUUCCAAUUGUGCUUUUGAUGAUGGUGUUUUUUCUCAUUUACUGGAUGAGAAAAUCAGGAAAUAAUCCAUCUUUUGCACACCUGAAAUUGACAAUGAACCUUCUAGAGCUAUCUUUUGGAGACCUAUAUCGAGCAACAAAUGGAUUCUCUUCUAGCAAUUUAAUUGGAUUGGGUAGCUUUGGCUGUGUGUAUAAAGGAUUUCUACAUCAAGUAGAAAAACCAGUAGCUGUUAAGGUCCUCAACCUUGAGCAAAGAGGUGCCUCUAAGAGCUUCAUGGCUGAAUGCGAAGCGUUGAGAGAUAUAAGACAUCGAAAUCUUGUUAAGCUCAUAACAUGUUGUUCCAGCAUAGAUUACAAAUCAAAUGCAUUCAAAGCUUUAAUUUUCGAAUUUAUGGGGAAUGGAAGCCUAGAGAAGUGGUUGCAUCCAUGUGAAGGCAGAGAAAAUCAGAGAAGAAGCUUGAAACUUCUUCAAAGACUCAACAUCGCCAUUGAUGUAGCAUCAGCAUUACAUUACCUUCAUGACCUGUGUGAAAGGCCAAUCAUUCAUUGUGAUCUGAAGCCCAGCAACGUUCUUCUUGAUGAUGACAUGGUUGCUCAUGUGAGUGAUUUCGGCCUAGCAAGACUCUUCACAAUCAAUGGUGGUAUCUCUAAAAGUCAUACCAGCACAAUCGGAAUAAAAGGAACAAUUCGCUAUGUUGCUCCAGAGUAUGGAAUGGGUGGUGAAGCAUCAAAAGAAGGAGAUGUGUACAGCUAUGGGAUCCUUGUGUUAGAGAUUUUCUCAAAACGAAGACCAACCGAUGAGAUGUUUAAAGAGGGAUUAAAUCUCCAUGAUUUUGUGAGCUCAGCAUUGCCAGAAAGACUUGUAGAAGUUGUGGAUCCAACCCUUGUCUCCAGAGAAAUUUCAGAUGAAGAAUUUGAAGAUGCAGAAGAAAUCAAUAGCUAUGAAAAUUUGAGCCAUGUGACAACAAAAGUCAAACAAUGCCUACUUUCAGUACUUGAAAUUGGAGUUGCCUGUUCAAUGGAGUCACCUAUGGAACGAAUGAAUAUGAAUGAUGUCAACAGAAAAUUACAUUUGAUAAAAGAUGCUUUUCUUGAUAAUCAGAUUCACAGAGAAAGACCAAAUAGAAGAUGAUUGAUUGGCUGCGUAUACCACUUCAGGGGAAAUCAAAGAGCAAAAACGUCCAUUUUUCAGCUGCCAUCCCAAAUUUAUUUAGUAUUCUGUAUCACUUUCAUAUUCAUCUUCUUUCUUGUUUAAUUACCUUAGCUGCUAUAUGUAUAUAUAUAUAUAUAUAUAUGGUGUGUUAAUUA
Hevea brasiliensis (rubber tree) is the source of this 2651-nucleotide messenger RNA. Its product is annotated as probable LRR receptor-like serine/threonine-protein kinase At3g47570. The transcript is spliced from 3 exons. The record is from RefSeq and is a predicted model, not a curated record. Gene Ontology annotation, molecular function: ATP binding; protein binding; protein kinase activity. Bases 511 to 2475 code for a protein of 654 amino acids. Gene Ontology annotation, biological process: protein phosphorylation. Lineage: Eukaryota; Viridiplantae; Streptophyta; Magnoliopsida; Malpighiales; Euphorbiaceae.